AUGUAUUGUUUGCGCCCGGCAGGGCCCGUACGCUAUGAAGGCCGUGGACUUUGGCGCCUGCGACGACGGGGAAUACCCGGGGAUGCUGGUGAACGUGCCGCUGAUCUUGGACGAGGCGCGAACGAGACGGCCUACACGGGGGAGUUCACCACCACCUACGACUACCUGGCGAACGACUGCGAGAUGGAGAUCACCGUUUACAAGUGGGGCAGUACUGGUGGAUGGCUUAAAUUUUACGACCUGACCUUCACCAAGCCAUUCGACUACUUGCUGACUAACUUCCCGGCCGUCUUUGAGUACAUCUGGUACCCCAUGGCCAUCAACAAGAAGCCUGUGCCUCCGGGCACCUACUACAUGCAUCGGUACUGGACACGACCGAUCACCCUAAAAAAGUUCGUCGCCUUACCUUACGGGAAGUAUAAAUUGUACAUGAAAGGUCUGAAGGAUGGAAAAAGACAAGUUUGUGUGUAG
Messenger RNA from Schistocerca americana (American grasshopper), 471 nucleotides. RefSeq lists its product as uncharacterized. NCBI's taxonomy places the organism in Eukaryota, Metazoa, Arthropoda, Insecta, Orthoptera, Acrididae. The transcript has 3 exons. The record is from RefSeq and is a predicted model, not a curated record. Bases 1 to 471 code for a protein of 156 amino acids.